AUGAGCAGCAGCUUGGCGUCCGCCAUUUCUGCAGCAGCCACUGCUGCUUGUCCCCGCCAUGGCGCGGCGAAGCAGCAGCUGAGCACAAGGGUGAAGCCACACCUGAAGCAUGCUGCAGGCUGCUGGGAGAGCAGCGGCAGCGGCAGGGCGGUGGUGGCGAGGGCCGGGCCCGGGCCGCUGACGGAGAUCGAGCCGGACCUGCAGGAGGACCCCAUCGACAAGUGGCGCACCAACGGCGUCCUCCCGGAAGACUUUGUGUAUGGAGUGUAUGACGGCCACCACACCUAUGAUGAAGGCCAAGAAAAGAAGGGCUUCUGGGAGGAUGUCUCUGAGUGGUACCAAGAAGCUGAGCCUCCUCAGGGCUUCCAAGCACUCAUCUCCUGGGCAUUCCCUCCCGCAGUCAUCCUCGGAAUGGCUUUCGAUGUGCCGGGGGAGUACCUUUACAUUGGGGCAGCUAUCUUCAUAGUCGUGUUCUGCGUCAUCGAGAUGGACAAGCCGGACAAACCGCACAACUUUGAGCCGGAGAUCUACAUGAUGGAGAGGUCCAAGCGCGACAAGCUCAUCGCAGACUACAACUCCAUGGACAUCUGGGACUUCAACGAGAAGUACGGCGAGCUCUGGGACUUCACCGUCAACAGAGAUGACCUCAUCCAACCAUAG
Messenger RNA from Triticum turgidum subsp. durum (durum wheat), 660 nucleotides. Lineage: Eukaryota; Viridiplantae; Streptophyta; Magnoliopsida; Poales; Poaceae. The record is from the annotation of a GenBank genome assembly.